This is a messenger RNA of Anopheles arabiensis, 1696 nucleotides long. RefSeq names its product lipase member H. The record is from RefSeq and is a predicted model, not a curated record. Lineage: Eukaryota; Metazoa; Arthropoda; Insecta; Diptera; Culicidae. Gene Ontology annotation, biological process: lipid metabolic process. Gene Ontology annotation, molecular function: lipase activity. The transcript has 5 exons. Bases 489 to 1577 code for a protein of 362 amino acids.
UAAUGAUCGUACUGCAUCGAACCCGCUUGGUGCGUGUGGCUACGCGUGCGUUGCGUGCGAACCGGCUAUCGGUUUUCGGUUGUGUGUGAAACAGCGUGAUGGUGUGGUGAUUGCUGAGGACUUUCAGACCAGGACCAGAAGCAGAAGGAUACAAGAACAACGUGCAGCAGACCAUCCUGUCCUGUGUGCUCCGAAAAACCCAUUGGCAUUGGAGGCCAGCAACUGCCAGCGGUGUGAAGUGACGCUUGCUUGUCCUGAAUUAGUUUCUUUUCCUCGUGCCCUUUCUUCCCUCACGUCACGGUGUCCGUUGGAGUUUCUUUUUGUUUCGGGCGUGCGAGAGACAAUCCAAGUGCCCUGUGUGUGUGUGUGCUUUCCGCGUGUGUGUCUGCAGUGGAACAGUGUCGGUGCGUUUCCGGUCUCUUUCUGUUUGCUGAAGCGUCCAGGUGGUUUAUAGGAUAGACAGGAGGAAACAACAACACACACUCAAGAUGGUGCUAAGUGAAGGACAGCUGGCACUGUGCACAGUGUUCACCCUAUGGUUGGGUGGUCUGCCUUUGAUGUACUCGCCGGCGCCCCGCGGUGACUGUGAUAAUUGCUGCCCCAUCCGGGAGCCGAAGGAUAUACAGUUCUUUCUCUUCACACGACAAAACCCCGACACCGGUGACACCCUGUUCGUGUCGGACAAGAAGCACCUCCGGGCGGCCCACCUGAACCGCACCAAUCCGCUCGUCAUCUAUCUGCACGGCUUUUCCGAGCGGGCGCCGGGCGGGGCGGGCGAAAGCAGCAAACAGAUGAAGGAUGCGCUGCUCGCCGCCGACGACUACAAUGUGGUGCUGGUCGACUGGAGCCCCCUCACCGCGCUGCCCUGGUACGUGAACUCGGUGCAGAAUGGGCCGCGCGUCGGUCGCUACAUUGCACGGUUCGUGCGGUUUCUGGUGCUGUCCGAGUUUCCGCUCGAGAAGAUCCACCUGAUCGGGUUCAGCCUCGGCGCGGAGGUGGCUGGGUUCGCUGGCAAAACGCUGAACGAGUGGGGCCUUAAGCUGCCCCGCAUCACCGGUUUAGAUCCGGCCUUCCCGCUGUACGUGUUUGAGCGUGCCUCCCAGCGUCUCAGCCCGAAGGAUGCGGAGUUCGUCGACGUCAUCCACACGGACGGCGGUCUGCUAGGCUACCCGUGGCCGCUCGGGCACGUCGACUUCUACCCGAACGGUGGCGUCCCGCUGCAGCCGGGCUGCGCCCAACAGGAGCUGGCCAAAAACCGUUGGCUGGGUGUAUUUAUUGGCUGUAGCCAUGCCCGGGCCUGGCAGUACUUUGCCGAAUCGCUCACCCGACCGCAAGGCUUCCUCUGCGAACGGUGCGAACCGACCGACGCGCCGGCCACGGGUGCAGCGAGCCGCUCGACCCGAGACACCAACAACUGCACCAUGACGCGGGAAGUGUUUAUGGGCAUGUACACGGAUCGGACGCUGCGCGGUAAGUUCUACCUCAGCACCAACCCGCAGCCACCGUUCGGGAAGAAUCUGAUGCCGCACGAGGCGCAACAGCAGCAAAAGCAACUGCCGGUGCAGCGAAAAUCCUAAAAUGCCAAAAUGCUGCGCCCAGCUUCCAGGUAAAGGCCACCGGCUGGUGGUUGGAAGCUGCCGCGCACGAUAGUGUGUAGGUAGGUUUCUUAUGCAAAUUAAUAAUAAAUUGUAAAAUU